Messenger RNA from Alternaria ethzedia, 2073 nucleotides. RefSeq lists its product as uncharacterized. NCBI's taxonomy places the organism in Eukaryota, Fungi, Ascomycota, Dothideomycetes, Pleosporales, Pleosporaceae. The transcript has 7 exons. Gene Ontology annotation, molecular function: ATP binding; ATP hydrolysis activity. The record is from RefSeq and is a predicted model, not a curated record. The coding region runs from base 1 to 2073 and encodes 690 amino acids.
AUGUCGGUGGAAGAUUACAGCGCUGCACGCCGGGGGAUCCUCCAGGAUGUUGCCAAUGUCUCGACUACGACUACGCAACCAGUUUUGGCACAUGAGGAGGAGACUUUCGAUUUCAAGGUUGAUCUGGUGGAUAUUCGCGAGAAAGAACAAUGGGGAGAUACGCCAUUGAUCACCCUAACCCCCAAUCGGCAUCAAGCUAAAUCCGGCGUAGCGGCGAGAUAUGAGGAUUAUAUCCUAGUACUGCGGAGAAGGUUUGACAUAAUGGGCGAAAGGGUAUCGAUAGAUCUCGAAGUUCGAUCACCUCAUAUACUGAGAGCCUUCCGCAAUGUCUUGGGAGAUCAUCCCUCGAUGAACUUCGAUUCUGCUUUGGUCGCUAUCUCUAAGCCGUACGCGCCGCUGUUCCAUUACCGCAAGGAGCUUCGGAGCUAUGCUUCCGACGACUCAAGGACCGUGGUCGAGAAAGAGCACUUGGAUGUGCUAAUCAAGUUCAUGGACAAGAAUCUCUCGCAGACCGAACGUGAUUACGGACAUUCUGAACCGUACCGAAUGGUCUCUUAUCCUCUACUCUGGACGCUGUUUAGGCCGGAAGAGGUGAUCAUUGCUCAAGGCGACCACUUCGACGAAUGCUACACAGUCGAUACUUGCGAAUACGUGCCAGAAGUUCGCCAAGGCACCGAUGACGACCUGACGCCGUAUUUCAAGAUCGAGGCCAAGAGAUGGGACUACAAUGGUACACGUUUCGGUAUGUGUGGGGAGAAACUCAAGAUCAGGGAAUUUCCUACCCCGGUCAAAAUCGAUACCUUGAUGGUGUAUCCCAUACGGUUUCACAAGAAAGAAGACACGGAAAGCCUGAGAGAAAGGCUGAUACAACGAGGACGGAAGUGGAGAGAGAUCCUGGAAAAGACCCACAUGCAUUAUAAUGCAUUGGCUUGGUCGGAGCCUCCUCAUGAGCCUAUCACACAUGUGGACAAGUUGAUACCAGGUCAUGUGUCAGGGCGGAUCAUGUUAGACUACGAGACGCACGCACAAGCUACGCCCCGUCUUGCGACGUUCCUUUCGACAUCUGGCGCCACAAUGGACUACAACGAUAAAUACACAGUCAAAAGAGACUAUGACAUGAUCGGGGACCACAGCAUGGCGCGCAAGGCCAGUGAGAAGGAAGACAGAUUCAUGUCUCAUCUCAGGACUCCAGCUUACAGGAUAUCUGAUGACCAAGCCCUUCUAACUCCUGCUAGAGUAAGAGGAUACUCGUUUGUAGAGAAGAUAUGGGCUUUCUUUUUGGUCGAAGAGGUACGGGAUAUUGAAUGGCACCCAAAUGCAUUUGAUAGCCUCGAAUUGGAUGCCAGAAUGAAGACUGCAAUCCUCGCUAUGGUUUCAGCGCAUCAGAACCAAGAUGACUUCGAUGACAUCGUGCCAGGGAAAGGCAAAGGCCUUGUCUUCCUGCUUUACGGCAAGCCAGGGCUCGGCAAGACCCUUACAGCAGAGGCCGUAGCUGAGCAUAAGAAAUGUCCCAUGUAUUCCAUAACCAGUGGCGAGUUGGGCACAGACAUUGAGAAGACAGAUGUGCAACUUCGUACGAUAUUCACCCGAGCAAAGGCGUGGAACGCCAUCAUAUUGCUCGAUGAAGCAGACGUGUUUCUGGCUCGAAGGACCGCAACCGAUCUCAAGCGAAACGCUUAUGUUUCAGUUUUUCUUCGCCUCAUCGAAUACUACAAGGGCACCAUGUUCCUGACGACAAACCGUCUCGAAGACUUUGACACGGCAUUUGAAUCUCGGAUUCACCUGACUAUCCGAUACGAAGCGCUCGAUAGCAUUCGUCGUACUAACAUCUGGAGAAACUUUCUGAAGAAAGUCGGGUCUGGACAGUGGGACGAGGCGACAUUGUCGCGUCUCGGAACCGAGUACGAACUGAACGGCCGUCAGAUAAAGAAUCUGCUUAGGACUGCUCUUGCGAUCUCAAAAUACGACGAGGUAGAGCUUUCGGAGGAGCUGAUCAGGAGAGUGUUGGACCUUUCAAGGGAGCAUUUGCUCGAGCAUCGUUUGACAUCACCACAAUCGCAGCGCGAACCAUGA